Beta vulgaris subsp. vulgaris (sugar beet) is the source of this 2280-nucleotide messenger RNA. RefSeq names its product UDP-sugar pyrophosphorylase 1. The record is from RefSeq and is a predicted model, not a curated record. Gene Ontology annotation, molecular function: UDP-N-acetylglucosamine diphosphorylase activity. Gene Ontology annotation, biological process: UDP-N-acetylglucosamine biosynthetic process. Bases 172 to 2034 code for a protein of 620 amino acids. Lineage: Eukaryota; Viridiplantae; Streptophyta; Magnoliopsida; Caryophyllales; Amaranthaceae. The transcript has 17 exons.
CCACCAUACCAUUUUUUCUCUUCCGUAUAAAAAAAGGGCGGUUCAGAAAUCCCUCUCUUUCAGUUUCUGUUACGCAAAAAUCAAAAUUGCAAAAAGCGCACUUCCUCUCACUGUCUUAUACCCUCCUUCGCUGUCGCCGAUCCGUAAAUCGCUGAGUCGACUCACUCUCCAAUGGCGGAUUCCACCUCGGAUCAACUUGCCAACCUCGAUAUUUCCGAGUUCGAUUGCCCUAAUCUCCAGAGAAAUCUCAAUAUUCUUUCGCCUGAUUAUGUCGAUUUGGCGAAGAUGUUGAUUCAGAAUGGGCAGAGUCAUGUCUUUGAUGAAUGGCCUGAACCUGGUGUUGAUGAUGAUGAGAAAUUAGCCUUCUUUGAUCAGAUUGCUCGCCUCAAUUCCAGCUAUCCUGGUGGUUUGGUGCAAUAUAUAAAUAAUGCUAAAGAACUUCUAGCAGACUCAAAGGCUGGAAAGAAUGCUUUUGAUGGAUUUACACCUUCUGUUCCAACAGGUGAAAAUCUGACUUUUGCUGAUGAGAACUUCAUCAAAUAUGAAGAGACUGGUGUAAAGGAAGCAAAAAAUGCUGCGUUUGUUCUUGUUGCUGGUGGUCUUGGAGAACGUCUUGGGUACAACGGAAUUAAGGUUGCUCUUCCUUCCGAAACCUCCACUGGAACAUGCUUCUUACAGUUAUACAUAGAGUCUAUCCUUGCUCUUCAAGAAGCUAGCUGCAGACUGGCUGAAGGAGAACCUCUUAAGGAGAUCCCUCUUGCUAUUAUGACUUCUGAUGACACUCAUGCACGGACAUUGGCGCUCUUGGAGUCAAAUGCUUAUUUUGGAAUGAAAUCAACACAAGUCUCACUUGUCAAGCAGGAAAAAGUGGCUUGCUUAGCUGAUAAUGAUGCCAGGCUUGCAGUGGACCCACAAAAUAAGUACAGAAUCCAGACAAAGCCUCAUGGCCAUGGCGAUGUGCAUUCACUUCUGUAUUCUAGUGGUCUUCUAAACAAAUGGCAUGAUGCUGGUGUAAAAUGGGUUUUGUUCUUUCAAGAUACAAAUGGACUUCUCUUCAAGGCAAUUCCAGCAUCACUGGGAGUCAGUGCCACUAAACAGUACCAGGUUAACUCUCUUGCAGUUCCUAGAAAAGCAAAAGAAGCUAUUGGAGGCAUUGCUAAGCUUACACAUGCUGAUGGGAGGACGAUGGUGAUCAAUGUGGAAUACAAUCAACUUGAUCCUCUGCUUCGAGCAACUAUCAACUCUGAAGGAGAUGUCAACUGUGAGACUGGGUUUUCACCUUUCCCUGGAAAUAUUAAUCAGCUAAUAUUGGAACUUGAAUCAUACAUUGAGGAACUCAAGAAGACAGGUGGUGCCAUCAAAGAGUUUGUUAACCCCAAGUAUAAGGAUGCUACAAAGACUUCCUUCAAGUCUUCUACUCGAUUGGAGUGCAUGAUGCAAGAUUACCCAAAGACGUUACCUCCAACUGCAAGGGUUGGGUUUACUGUGAUGGAUAUAUGGCUUGCUUAUGCACCUGUGAAGAACAACCCUGAGGAUGCUGCAAAGGUCCCAAAGGGUAAUCCAUACCAUAGUGCAACUUCUGGUGAAAUGGCCAUCUACAGGGCACACAGCCUAAUUUUGAAAAAGGCGGGUGUUCAAAUUGCUGACCCAGUAAUGCAUGCGUAUAACGGACAAGAAGUGGAGGUGUGGCCUCGGAUUGUUUGGAAGCCAAAAUGGGCACUAACAUUUUCAGAUGUAAAAAGAAAAAUUGGAGGAAAUUGCUCUGUUUCUCUGAAGUCCACCAUGGUUCUCAAGGGCCGAAAUAUUUUCAUCGAGGGACUUUCCUUGAAUGGAACUCUUAUUGUAGACGCAAUUGAUGAUGCAGAGGUGAAAGUGGAAGGUUCUGUGCAAAACGUAGGCUGGACCCUAGAAAAUGUUGAUUAUAAAGAUACUCGUAUUCCUGAAGAAAUAAGGAUCAGAGGCUUCAGAAUAAGCAAGGUUGAUCAACUUGAAGGAAAUUUCCGAGAACCUGGGAAUUACUGCUUGAAACCUUGAUGCAAACCAUGAGCCAAGGAUAAGAUCGUAAGAGUUUUUUUUUUAGUCUCCUCCUAUAAUUCUCUGGAUAUUCCUUUCACUAAAUAAUGAGAAAAUUAUAGUUUAGCGUGUGAAGUUCGCGUAGCAGUCUUCAAUUGUAAAUGUAUUCAUUGAUUUGUAUGUCAACCAAACCUUAAAUGGUCAGAAACUCAAAUAACAAUCAAACUUGUAUAUGCGUAUUACAUGCUAGUCCCAAACUUAUCUUCC